Daldinia vernicosa is the source of this 2622-nucleotide messenger RNA. Its product is annotated as MFS general substrate transporter. Gene Ontology annotation, biological process: transmembrane transport. The transcript is spliced from 2 exons. Bases 261 to 2069 code for a protein of 602 amino acids. The record is from RefSeq and is a predicted model, not a curated record. Lineage: Eukaryota; Fungi; Ascomycota; Sordariomycetes; Xylariales; Hypoxylaceae. Gene Ontology annotation, molecular function: transmembrane transporter activity.
UCUCCGAAUUCCCCAAUCGCAUCAACUUCUCGGCCGUUUUUCUUCAUCAGCAUUUCUUCCCUUACAUCUAUCCUUAUUAGAGUACGGGGGCGUUUUCUUUUACGCUUGCCUACUCUACGCGUAUUAAACAAAUUCAUUCAUGAUCAACAAUAGUUGCUCGGUAACCAGUUAAGUAAGCUUAUAUCAUGAACGGGCUUUUGAAUAUUUGAGUUGAAGUUGCGAGCUCGGAUUUACCAUUGAAAAAAAGAAAGAGAAAUAAGAUGGUACGCGCCGCAACUAUUGCGACUACAACGCCGGCCGGCCGUCCAGGUAGACCGCAAGCAAGAUCAACUUCUAUAGGAAGUUUUCGUGCCGGCUCUCCCCUACCCUCUCUUCCAACAAACAGGUUAUCCUCGACACUUCGCCGUCUGUCAUCUCAGCAUCAUUACCAGACAUUUCCAACGCCGCCGCCGAGGACGGCCGGCCGGAGACCGGAUACUGGUUCAAGCUCAUCCGACUCGCACGCUCAUGAUAACCAUGGCGCGACAACACCUUUGCCUGUCAAGCAGUUGGCUCUCUUGGCCCUUUUAUCAUUAUCCGAGCAGACAGCACUUAACUCCAUAUCGCCCUAUCUACCAGAAAUGAUCGAGUCAUUUCCUGGAAUAGGUCAUGAUCAAGUCGGUUUAUACGUCGGUCUGCUGGCUUCCGCGUUUGCGCUAGCUCAGCUAGCAACUAAUCUACUAUGGGGAUACUUAUCGGAUAUUAUUGGUCGAAAACCCGUCAUGCUACUCGGUACUUUACUCUUGUGCUUUUGUUUUGCAGCUUUCGGAUUUUGUACUCGGUAUUUUCAUAUCGUUCUAGUACACGUAGCUAUGGGAUUGUUCAAUGGCAAUGCGGCUGUAGUGCCCACCUGCCUGGGAGAAUUGACCGACCGAAGCAACCAGAGCAAGGCUUUCACUUGGUUACCCGUUGUCUACAGCCUAGGAAGUAUUACUGGCCCAGCGCUUGGUGGACUGCUAGCGGGCAGGUUUGCAAAAGAUAGUUACCCGUUCUUAGCUCCGAAUAUACUAGGAGCUUCGCUUCUGGCGCUCACCGUGGUUGUUCUAGGUAUCUGGUUUGACGAAACCUUGGAGGACCCGAGGGAUAUUCCGGACUGGAUGGAGAGACUUCCCUGGUUCUCUGGUUCUAACGAGCGAGUCCAUAAUGGAUCUAAGCGUUCAUUAGCUUCUCCCGAAGGUAGAGCCGCCGACAACGAUCAGAGAGAGGCUGAUGAGGAGGAUGUGGGGGAAGAGACUACUUUGCUAGAACCUCACGGGGACGAACAGAGCGGCGACGACCCGAAAUUAUCGCAAGAUACAACAACGUGGCGGCAACUCUUAAAUCGAACGACUAUAGUCCUUCUCACCACACAUUUGGUCUUCCAGCUAUCAAAUAGCUCUUUCAAUAGUCUGUAUCCUAUAUUUGCGUCCGGACAGACGCCCACGGGCAGGGACCUGCACGCGGAUUUUAUCGGUGUAUCCCUCUCUGUCGCGGGAGCAUUCACCAUCCUAUUUCAAUUAUUCCUUUUUAGGCCAUUAAAGUCGCGCCUAGGAAAUGUUCGGUCCUAUCGAGGCUCGCUACUCGGUUUCGCGGUGACGAUGGCAUUGAUGCCGUUUGUCGGUUACGUGGAUUCCGAUCCGCCGUUUGGAGUUGGCGAUAGCAAAACAUGGGUGUACCUAGAAAUUGGCGUGAUAUUGAUUAUUAAGAAUAUCUGCGCUGUUGGUGGUCUAUCGAGCGUUAUGUUACUGAUAACGAAUUCAGCGCCAACCCACGCAAGCCUAGGUACACUCAAUGGCAUCGCGCAGAGUCUCUCGGCUGCCGGCAGAAGCGUCGGCCCUUUCCUUUCCGGUGGGCUCUAUACUGUCUCAACUCAUGUUCAGCCGAAGGGCGAGGCUCUUGCUUGGGGCUUAUUCGCAGGGAUAGCACUUGCUGGAUGGCUGGGAAGUUACGCCAUUCAUGGCGAAGGUCUUGAGAGUACGGACGAUGGAUACGAAGAGGAGGCUAAUGUUGACGAACGCCAAAACCAAAACCAAGACAAUAGCGACGUAUGAUGCUAUUCUGAUAUAUAAUAUAGGAACGUCGAUGGCGUUUGCUUACGUGGGUUUGUUGAAGGUGCUGAACCGGGAAGCUAUUAUAAAGGUGUAACGACUAGCUUCUAUCCUCACGCCCAUUUUAUAUGAUCUUCGCGGCGAUAAGAGGGAGCUACACCGCCACGCAACAGUACCAAUAAUGGGGGAAGACUUGAUUAAUUUUUAGCAGUAAUGCAUUGAAUUUGCGGAUUGGACGUCCUUGAGCUCACCUACUCACCGAGCAAAAGGUUUAUAUGAUACAAGAGAGGAUAUGCCCUUUUGUGGCGAUCGGUAUUGGCGUUCACGUCGCUUCACCUCGGCCUACUCCGGUAAUAGGAUUAGGAGGUCAUGCCGCGCGUCUAAGUUUUGAGCCACCGAACUGGACGCAAUUGGUGAUAAAUAGGAAGUUUGAUGAUAAUGAUAAUGAUGGAUAGAUCUACAUGCUAGAGCAUGAAAUGGGAAGAAACUAGUCUCUGAUGGGACCAAAUUUAGAACUUACCUUAUGCAAAUCAAUCGAUUAGUAUGCCCCCUUCGA